UAUCUGGCAACCCUGCUUUGUACGUACGUACACAGUCAUCACACUCAACACUAGUGAAGCGAUAAUAUGACCCUUGUUGUUUACUAAAUUUAAGUUUAAUAAAAAGGAUAAACUUAACUCAAUUAAAUAUGGUUCUUGAAGCAAUCCGAUAUUGCAGUGGAACUCUGAGCAUUUUGAAUCAGUUGCUACUGCCAGAUGUCUGUGAAUUCGAGGAAAUUAAGAAUGUUCAAGAUGGAUGGAAUGCUAUCAAAGCAAUGAAGGUACGUGGAGCACCGGCAAUUGCAAUAGUUGGCUGUUUAUCUCUUGCUGUUGAUCUUCAUAAUAGGAAGAAGUUUGACACACCACAAAUACUUGGUGAUUUCAUCAUGGACAAGCUUGAAUAUCUGAAGACAUCGAGACCAACUGCUGUUAAUAUGGCUGAGGCUGCAGGAAGGCUGACUAUGAUUGUAAAGGAACUCUUAAACAAUCCAAAUACUUGUGUUAACUUGCUUAGAAAUAGAAUUAUAAAAGAAGCAGAGGACAUGUUGAAGCAAGACGUCUCUGACAACAGAAAUAUUGGCAAGUAUGGGGCAGAUCAUAUUUGCCAGAAUUCCCCAGACCCAACAUCCAAAGCAUGUGUUUUGACUCACUGUAACACAGGGUCAUUAGCUACUGCAGGGUAUGGUACUGCUUUAGGUGUUAUUCGGGCCUUACAUGAGUCUGCUAAACUAAGGCAUGUAUACUGCACUGAAACACGUCCAUAUAACCAGGGAGCAAGAUUGACAGCCUAUGAAUUGGUCUUCGAGAAAAUUCCAUCCACUCUUAUAACUGACAGUAUGGUUUCAUUUGCCAUGAAACAAAAACAAAUAACAGCUGUUGUAGUAGGAGCAGAUCGUGUUGUUGCCAAUGGAGACACAGCAAACAAGAUUGGGACGUACCAACUAGCUAUUGCAGCCAAGUAUCACAACAUUCCAUUUUAUGUAGCAGCUCCCAGCACUUCCUGUGACUUUUCCCUAGCUAAAGGGGAGGAUAUAAUCAUAGAAGAACGCCCUCACAGUGAAUUAACAUCCAUCAAAGGCCAUCAAAUAGCUGCACCUGGAAUUGGUAUAUGGAAUCCAGCUUUUGAUGUCACACCUGCAAGUUUAAUUACAGGUGGUAUCAUUACUGAAAAAGGAGUAUUUCAACCAUCAGAGCUAAAGCGAAAACUACUGACAGAUAUGUUGUAAAAACUUGGGAAUUUUGGCAUUAAAAUUUUCCCUAAUAUAUAAUUUAUUCCUAACAUUGUUGAAGUAUUUAUUUAAACAUUUUGAGAAUAAGGUCUCAAAAUAUCAUAUGGAGAAUUGCAGAAAUAUAAUUUGAUAUUCAGUUCUUAUGAGUCUGGAGUAAAAUGUCAGUAGAGUAGAACCCCAUUUGUAAGACACCCCUGUUAAAGGGAUGAGGACACUUUCCGAGUGUGACAAAUGAUCAAAUCAACCGGAUGUAAUUUUGCAAUCUGAUAUUAGUCUUUUUGCCGAUGAUACAAAAUUGUUUCGAGUGGUUCAGUCCGAUUUGGAAAGAGAUUUGCUUCAGUCUGAUGUUGAUGCAAUGUUCAGAUGGUCUCGGGAGUGGCAGUUACCUUUUAAUUUUUUUUUCUCUUUUGUGGCAACAGACCACAUUUAUUCAUCAAUAUCAUUAUAAAGCACAGUUCGUACAUUUACAAUUGAUGGUAUUAUAUUGAUUUUAUACAUUGAUUUAGUUGUGGGUUAGCCUUUCAUUAUCCUCCUUUUUUUGUGGUUUUCAUAUUUUUUUUUUUUUAAUUCCCUCUCUUUUUCUCCUUAAUAUACAAGAAGAUUUUUUUAAAUUUAUGUAUUUAUUAAAAACUAUAUACAGUGAACACAGUCACAGUGUUACCGAACGCAUGUAAGUGUGAGUGGCAGUUACCUUUUAAUUUGAUUAAAUGUAGUAUUAUUCAUUUUGGUUCUAAGAAUCCAGCAUAUCAAUAUUUUAUCGGUGAAGGAGCUUCUAAAGUUAGCAUUGAGUGUGUUACACAAGAAAGUGAUUUAGGAAUUUUGAUUGACAACAAAUUAGAUUUUUCCGCUCAUGCUACUAAAGUUGCAAGAUCUGCAAUUAAGAUUUUGGGAAUGAUUAAUAGGUCUUUUAAGUAUCUCUAUAGUAGGAGUUAUAUGUAUCUAUACGUCUAUGAUUAGACCUAAGAUGGAGUAUGGUGGCAGUUCAUGGAUACCUCUUUAUCAAAAAGACAUUAAUAAUUAGGAAAAAGUUCACUUUUUUAUUGUAUCACUACAACUACAAUUAUUUAGAAUAAUAAUAAGUCAUUCAAAUUAUAAUUUUGAUAGCUUUCGAGGCAUAAAUUUAACAUCAAACCAGAUUUUUGGACAAACCAUAAAAUUGACAUCAAUAUAGGCCAUUUGUGUGUGUUGUCUAAACUAUCAGGCCAAUUUGAACCCGUAAACCUAACCUUAGCUUUUAACUCUAUGGAACUAAUGGUUUUUUUUUAAAUAAAAUUUUAAUGAUUUGGAAAAUGUACUCACUGCUGUUUACAUAUUGGACGAACAAAAUUAAAUAUAAUCAAUUUUUUUAUUUUAUUUAAUUUCUAGGUAACAAUACAACAAAAACAUUACAAUGAGAAUACAAUACCCCAAGGAUUACCAUGAGAUCUAAUCUUAAUCAUUGAAUUAAUUUUUUCUUUUUUUCUUUUACUUUCUUAUUGGCCCAGUCAAAUCUAUACCAUAACCUGAAUAUUCAACUUUAGUUUUAAUUACAUUUAUUUUGAUUUCAUAUCAUAAAUGUAUUAUUUGCAUUGCAAAUUAUUGUUACAACUUUGUUUAAUUAUAUUGCAACUCGUUCUUAAAUCAAUUAAAAUAAAAUUAUAAAGAAUCUAUGCCAUUAUUGUAUGACUAUUAGACUUGCCACAAGUCUCUAAUUUAUUGACUUUUUGUAACGUAAGAUAAUUUCGAAGAGCACCACUAGCAUCUCUUAGUUGAGGGAAAAAUUGACGGAACAAUUUUCAUGGUGAUAUUGGUGUGUAAUUAGACAAGACCUUGAGUACAAUCAUAUUAACAUUACUACUGUUUGGUAUACAAAAGGAAUGAUCACGCUCAUUCUUCUUGAUUCACUAUUAAAAUCCAUAUCUAGAACAUGUGUAUAUUUGAAAACUGCAAUCAAGUCAGAUUAAAAAUGAAAUAAUUAAAA
Messenger RNA from Anneissia japonica, 3168 nucleotides. Its product is annotated as methylthioribose-1-phosphate isomerase-like. The record is from RefSeq and is a predicted model, not a curated record. NCBI's taxonomy places the organism in Eukaryota, Metazoa, Echinodermata, Crinoidea, Comatulida, Comatulidae. The transcript has 7 exons. Bases 129 to 1205 code for a protein of 358 amino acids. Gene Ontology annotation, molecular function: S-methyl-5-thioribose-1-phosphate isomerase activity.